AUGCUUUCGGCCUUUGUCGGUCAGUUUGGCGGGAGCGUGGGAGGGAUGGUGAUGGAAGAGGCGGCAACAGAGAGGAGAGGAGAGACAACGAGAGAGAGGAGAGGAGAUGAUACCACGAGGUUGGUGGAUGCGAAGGGAUUCAGCCGCGCAGUCAUGGUGGAUGGAGAAGCGAAGGUUGUAAAGAAGUGGGGAGACCGAGGACGACUGAGGACGGAGAAUCGAGUUUGGAGGGACAGUGGUUGCGGAAACAACUGGGCAAUGGGAUACUUUGGUGAAGGCGCAAGGAUGAGGACACCGACUGCAACUGAGGAGAAUGAAAAUGUUUUGGUGAGGCGAGCAAUGGAGGUUUUGAGGAGGGAGGGAGAGCGUCUAGAUCGUUGUGAAGGCUGCAUGGUGUAUCACUCGCUUGCAGGAGGCACGGGAUCGGGACUUGGGUCCAGGCUCUUAGAGGAAAUCCGUGAUACCUUCAGCUGCCCUUUACUUUCCGUCUCCGUCCUGCCCUUCUCGGUCGGAGAACUUCCUCUUCAGUACUACAAUAGCACGCUCUGUCUUUCCCGCAUCGUAGAAGAGGCUGAUGCUUGCCUUCUCUUUUCUAACGACGACAUUCUUUCCAUCAUGUCAAAGCGGCUGGCUAAGAAGAUAGGAUCUGUUGUACGACCCGGGGAUGCAGCAGGAACGCUCGUGAAGACAGAAGAUCUCAACAUGCAUUUCCAGACUUCGAGCAAGCAUCGAUCUGAUGUGCAAGGAAUCUCCUGGACUAAAUUGAGCCAGCAACUUUUCACUGAGGCUCCGCGUUAUCAGCCGGCUCUAUCCUCUACGAGUGGUGAAGCCCUCUGUCGGAUCAAGACGUGCGCGUCUCGGCUGAUAUUUCGAGGAAACGCAGCGAUGAGUCAGGCAUCUGAGAUAUCGUCGAGCCUCGAGAACGAGCUCUGUCGCAGUGCCGAACAAGUCUCGUGGAUGAAAGGACCCAAGUCGUUCGUGUACGGCUCUCCUCGCCCAAUCUUCAAACACUCGACCAAGAGCCUCACGUGGGCGACCACAAGGUCCUCGUACCUGCCGGCUUUCACCCACAUCCUUCACCGCUGUGAAGACAUGCUGGAGUCGAGAGCCUAUCUUCACUGGUAUGUUCGGUAUGGACUGAGGGCAGAAGAUAUGCAAGAGGCAAUCGAGUUGAUGAGGAGUUGGUUGUCAGACUCGAGCGAAUUCUUCGGUCGUUCACUUCUUUUUAACUAG
Messenger RNA from Guillardia theta CCMP2712, 1233 nucleotides. RefSeq lists its product as hypothetical. The transcript is spliced from 12 exons. Gene Ontology annotation, biological process: mitotic cell cycle; microtubule cytoskeleton organization. Gene Ontology annotation, molecular function: GTP binding; structural constituent of cytoskeleton. The coding region runs from base 1 to 1233 and encodes 410 amino acids. Gene Ontology annotation, cellular component: cytoplasm; microtubule. The record is from RefSeq and is a predicted model, not a curated record. Lineage: Eukaryota; Cryptophyceae; Pyrenomonadales; Geminigeraceae.